AGCUCCACUGCUCCACUGAUCCCAGCUCGACCAGAGACCACGCUACUGCCAAGCUGCUGAUCCUCAGCGAGCCUGCAAUGGACACGCCCUCGCCGCCGCCGCCGCCGUCCGCGGAGCACGAGGAGUACAGGACGGUGUGGUCGGCGCCGCCCAAGAAGCCGGCGGGGCGGACCAAGUUCCGGGAGACGCGGCACCCGGUGUUCCGCGGCGUGCGGCGCCGCGGCCAGGCGGGGCGGUGGGUCUGCGAGCUGCGCGUCCCGGGCCGGCGCGGCUCCAGGCUCUGGCUCGGCACCUUCGCCACGCCCGAGCUGGCGGCACGCGCGCACGACGCCGCCGCCAUCGCGCUCUCCGGCCGCGCCGCCUGCCUCAACUUCGCCGACUCCGCGUGGCUGCUCCCGCCGCUGAUGCCCGCGGCGCUGGCCAGCGCGCGGGAGGUCAGGGACGCGGUCGCUGAGGCCGUCGAGGCGUUCCGGCAGCGGCGGGGCUCGGCAUCGGCGUCGGCAUCGGCGCCGUCGUCGCCAGCGGUGGAAGCGGCCGACGAGGACGAGGAUGGCAGCGGCUCGCCUGGCGCGGCGCCGUCGCCCGACGUCUUGUUCGAGCUCGACGACGUGUUCGGGUUGGGCGGCAUGGUUGAUGCUGGAUCGUACUACGCGAGCUUGGCGCAGGGGCUGCUCCUGGACGCGCCGGCCGCAGCUGGAGCGGGAACGUGGUGGGAGGACGUCGAGCAUGGCACCGCUGACAUUGCACUGUGGAGCUACUAGCGUAAUGCUACCUCCAAUAAAAAAAGGGAUGACCGUCACACAAGGAGAAUUAGCACACAGAAAGCACUGUCCUGCUUGUCUGAAACGUCAAGAGUAGCAGCUUGCUUCUGACAAAUUUCGGAUGGUUCACAGUGUUGGAUUUGUUAGUUUGAUCUCGGUCAACCCUUAACCAACGCAAUCAGAUGGGAUAUCUAUUCCCCAAAUCUCGGACUCGGGAAAUAAAUCUCGAGUCCGGUUUUGCCGUGAUCGGGAGGCAAAACUCUAAGCCCAUUGGGCUCGGCCCCGGGCCUACAGUGUGACUAUAAAUAGAGGGUCAACCCUAUAGGGUUUUAUCCAUCCCAAAAACUCUCGUGAUUCACACGCAAUCCACCCUAACCGAUCGCUAAGCACGCUGGAAGGCUCGGAAGCACGAGCACCACGUCCGGGGCAGUGCCGCUGGCGCCCUGAAGGACGCUGCUUCCCCGAGAAAUCCCUCAAGGAACAACUACGCUACGUCCCUGACUCCGCUCUCGUCGUCGACCACAUCAACACUGCACCGACGACCAUGGACGCCACGACCGCCGGUACAGGACUGAAUACUCAUGUUAAUCCGCAUUAGUGAAGUCAAUGUGAUCUACUGUAUAGACUAGAUGAGAUCCUGUUAAGUUCUAAGUUAAUGUUUAACUAACAUUUGGUAUCAGAGCCUA
Molecule: messenger RNA, 1447 nt
Organism: Panicum virgatum (switchgrass)
Lineage: Eukaryota; Viridiplantae; Streptophyta; Magnoliopsida; Poales; Poaceae
Product: dehydration-responsive element-binding protein 1B-like
Exons: 1
Coding region: 78-761 (227 amino acids)
Biological process (GO): regulation of DNA-templated transcription
Molecular function (GO): DNA-binding transcription factor activity; DNA binding
Source: RefSeq, a predicted model, not a curated record